Messenger RNA from Ambispora gerdemannii, 825 nucleotides. NCBI's taxonomy places the organism in Eukaryota, Fungi, Glomeromycota, Glomeromycetes, Archaeosporales, Ambisporaceae. The record is from the annotation of a GenBank genome assembly.
UGUGGUCCAAUUCUUAGAGAUCCACCAUUAGACUCAAGAAAAUGUUUCGAGGGUGUUGAACAAACUCUCAAUGGCCUUGCUUCAUUUUCACCAACACUUUCGAAUCCUUUUUCUAUGAAUCGGAAGGGUGAAAACGGAACCACGAUUUCUCUGAUGGACCCCGAGAUGUGUAUUGACCAUUGUGCCGACUACCUCUUUGCGUAUGCAGCUCUAAAAAAUAGUGCAGAAUGCUAUUGUGGUAACGACAGCGUUACAGUAUAUUACAAUAACCCAUCCAAUGGUACAUGUAAUAGUACUUGUGCUGGCAACCCGAAUCUCACUUGUGGUGGAGAAAAUGCUUUUAAAGUUUAUAGCACCAUCACUAAUUCCCACUACUCAUAUGGUCAAAACAUUAAUAUCAAUAAAAAACUAGAGCUGAUUUCUAAGAAUAGCGACCCUCGCUAUCAAGGAUGUUUUCAAGAUGGUCCUUCUUGUCGCACCUUAAAUGGUACCACACCUCAAGUGGAAAAUUCCAUGACAAUCGAUGAUUGCAUAAACAUCUGCAAUCAAAAUAGUUUUAAAUAUGCUGGCCUGGAAGAUGGACAUCAAUGUUUUUGCGGCAAUGAUUACACUGUAAAUGGUCAAGCAAGCGGUGCACCCAACGAGCAAUGUAGUACUAGUUGCGUGGGCAAUAACUCUCAGAUUUGUGGUGGCCCUUUUGCUCUUAGUAUAUAUAAAGUUCCCAACAAUUCUUCAACAAAUUCUACUUUAAAAAUUGUAGGAGUUGUCUUAGGUGUCUUAGGAGGUGUCUUAGUAUUGCUAUUUAUUGCUAGAAGAAUCACUUGA